Cyprinodon variegatus (sheepshead minnow) is the source of this 2258-nucleotide messenger RNA. RefSeq names its product chromosome unknown open reading frame, human C17orf53 (gene hrob). The transcript is spliced from 10 exons. The record is from RefSeq and is a predicted model, not a curated record. Lineage: Eukaryota; Metazoa; Chordata; Actinopteri; Cyprinodontiformes; Cyprinodontidae. Gene Ontology annotation, biological process: recombinational repair. The coding region runs from base 186 to 1982 and encodes 598 amino acids.
CGGUCCCAAGCAGCGAUAGGUCCUUGAAAACUUAUGCAGGGUUUGGUCGCCGUUUAUCGACUUAUGAGGAAGUUUUCAGAUAAAAAACAAACGGUUUUAUUCACUGUCAGUUAUUGAAUGGCACUCGAUUUGACUUUGGUGUGUUUAUCUGAACUAAACAGACUCUGCUUUCAUCGUGAUAUUCCAUGACUGCGAUGACCUGCAAACUGAGUGGCCUGUUUAGCCUGGAUGAGGACUUUGACGAUGAGGAUGUACUGGGGACAGACUGGAGCGCCUGCCCAGUCCCAGGAUCAGCCAACAUGGCAGCUGCUGUGCCAUCAUGCACCCUGCGGGCUUCCUCUGUUGCUCACAGAGAACAGGAGAAAAUAUGCCACAAGCCAACGGGAGAGAAACCGGCUGGACUGUGCAAUGGCAUGGUGUCAAGGGGCAGUGGUGCUGCACAAACUGUUGCUUUGGGUUUGAGGCAGAUCUCUUCCUCCUCCACUACGCCUGCCUCCCCUCUCCUUUCCAACUGUAUGCCUCUACAGAGUCUGGCCCACACCGAGGGGCCGAGGACUCCCUGUGCGCCUCAGGAUGAUUUUGAUGAUUGGGAUGUCGACCUGGCUGACUUAGAUGAAUGUGACAACCAAACGAUGCUUCAGUCGAAGCCUGUAGCAGCCGAGCCUCCGUCAUCAGUAAAGACAUUGAGACCUUCCACCUAUGUAAGCAGCCAGAAGCCUCCUAAUAAGAGCCUACGGGGGACAAGUGUUACAUCUCAGACUCCAAACUGCUCUAGUUAUAAAGCACCUUCCCAAAGCCUCUCUGCUACACAUAUUCGAUCUCCAAGUUCCUGUCCUACUUUCCCUGCUGUUCCUCCACGGAGUCCUGCUGUUUGCCUGGCUGCGACCUCCCCAGCACCCAGCAGCUCUUUCAGCUAUACUCGUCUGCAGAAUCCUUUGGCUACUCCACAAGCGUCCUCUCAGGCUCGCAGCCUCUUUAAUACUGUCUCCCCAGCACCAGCCCCUUCAGCGAACGCCUCCGCUUUGAGCCCCCAUCCCAUGCACACGCCGGUCCUCACCAAUCGCCUGGUCCAGCUGGUGUCUGCAUCCAGCAAGCUGCCCAAGAAGAGGCGUUGCUCUGAGGCUCACCAGCCCAGGACGAGGCGCUUCCCCGGUCCUGCAGGACUCCUGCCUCAGCAGCCUCAGGGUCAGAAUCUGGACCAGAUCGUGGUUUCGGUUCCUCACACUCCUGUUCACGGGGCUGUGGCUCGACAGCCGAGUCAGUGUUCCAGCUCACAGUCUGAGGAAGAGGAGUUCAGCGGCCGUGCCUGGGCAGCGAUGAAGGCUGAGAUGGGUUUGGAUGAGAGAAAUCCUUCAUGCUUCCUGCACACCUACAGCGUCGUCAUGGUGCUAAGAAAGGCUGCUCUCAAACAGCUACCAAGAAACAAAGUGCCCAACAUGGCCGUGCUGCUGAAGAGCAUCAUCCACACCAACGCCGACGCUAAGGCUGUGUUUAAAGACCCUACAGGGGAGAUUCAGGGAACUGUGCAUCGGCGUCUUUUAGAAGAAAGAUCUGAGGAUUUAAAAGCUGGAGUUGUGCUGCUCCUAAAACAGGUGGGUGUUUUCUCUCCAUCCCACCGUAACCACUACCUGAACGUGACGGCCAACAACCUGCUGAGGAUCUACUCCCCCGACGGAGUCAGUCUGUCCACUCAGCUCCCCCCGUUAGUCUUGGAGCCAGCCACGUCGCCACCUGCCGGGGCUCCAGGCAUCCCCCGGGGGCCCGUGUCUCGGAUGCAGCUGGAGUUCGACGAAGAGGAGGACGAGGGAAAAAAGGCUGAGGAAGGCAGAGCCAAUCAGGGGCAGGAGGACAAAUCGGUCAGCCCCAGCACAGAUCUCCAUCGGAGUUUUGGGAAUCCAGCUCAGCAGGACGCAGACUGGGAUGCAGAUGAUGACCUGGAUGAACUGCUGGGAGAGAUACAGGAAGACACGUUCAGCUUUUGACAUCGACUUUACAUCAAACCAUCACCGUUCACAUCUUUAGCUGGCUCGAUCUGCUAACAUUAAAGUCACCUUCAAAAGUAUCUGUAAAAAUAUGUAUAUUUUAUGUUCCUUUUUGAUAAACCAACUGUAUUUAAGUUCUGGAAUGACUCUCAUGUAUCACUGAAUACUGAUGUCACCUUAACGAAGCAAAUGCUCUUUAGUUCCACCACUUCAGACCACUGACUGACAGCAGUUUGUUUUUGUAAUUAUGCUGCAUUAAAGGGGAGCCUUUGUUAC